UUCUAAUUAUGGCUGCCACAUAAUCGCGCAAAUCGUCAUCGAGCUGUCGACACACCUUUUUGGCAUUGUGAUCACUCGAAUAAAUUAUGUAGCUAGAAAGCAAAAUUCCAAAUUAAUGAAGCGUUAUAUACCUAAGAAAUUCUAAUGGGAAAUUUCUCAAUGUCAAAGAUUUCUGUAAGUCAUUAAUUAACCUCUAAUUUUUUAAAGUGACUAUUUCAACUUUUUAAUGUAUUUUGCAUCAACAAGGUUAAAAAAACAGAAAGUGAACAAUAGACGCAGACCGAUCGUGAUGACAUGUCGUGCUUCGGUGGCAGAGACGAACAGAUCUACCUGGUCGAGCUAACCGUGGAGCGCCUGAGGCUCACGGCGAACAAGUACCGCGAGGACUUUGCCGAUUGUCCGCCGGUGGUCAAGCUCAAGUUCAUCGACUUUCCGGUCUUCGUGAUAUCCCGUCGCGACCAAGAUUCCAGCUCCUCCUCGACGGAGCCGCCAGCGUCUGUGCCACCGUACGACGAGGCCGAGGGUCUGCUCUACGCCUGCGGAAAAUCCUGUCUGUUCGUAAGGAAACCGAGGGAUCUCGUGGUAGCGAUGCAGUCACAGCCACUAAGGAUUGGCAUUUUUCGGGCUGAUGAGACUUACCCGAUCGCGGAAGCAUCAGUGCCACUCUCAGGAUGUCUCUGUGAUCAGAUGGCGAUGGCCGGCAAUGAUUCAGAUCAUAGGCCUAAACCUUACGAGCUUGCCGGGAAUUACAACGUUGCUGAUCCUGGAAAAAAUCAUGCAGGAUCUAUCAAAAUCUGUUUUCGUUUAACAUUUUUCGGCACCUAUAUUAUAUCUCAUUAUCAACUGUAUGAGGACAGUUUUAUUUUUAAUAAUGAUUACGAUGGCGAAUUACGAGUAACAAAAGUCAAUACUCAAGAAAAUACGGAAGAAAAUAGAGACACGUUAAAAAUCGACGAAGGUACAGUGUUAGCAGCAAUACGAAGUGAAAGAACCAUCAGCAAUAAAGAUGAAAAUACAAAUUAACAAAUAAUCUCUGAGGAUAAUGAAUAAUAUAAAAAUAAAAUUACCUUUAUUCUACUUUUGUAUUUGUUUACUAUUGUAUUUGCAUUAAAAAUUUGAGAACCUA
Nasonia vitripennis (jewel wasp) is the source of this 1126-nucleotide messenger RNA. RefSeq lists its product as uncharacterized. The record is from RefSeq and is a predicted model, not a curated record. Bases 295 to 1023 code for a protein of 242 amino acids. Lineage: Eukaryota; Metazoa; Arthropoda; Insecta; Hymenoptera; Pteromalidae. The transcript is spliced from 3 exons.